Messenger RNA from Effrenium voratum, 1128 nucleotides. NCBI's taxonomy places the organism in Eukaryota, Dinophyceae, Suessiales, Symbiodiniaceae. The record is from the annotation of a GenBank genome assembly.
AUGCUGCUGGACGAGGACUUCACCACGGUGGACGCGGAUCUCAUCUUCGCCAAGGUGAAGGGCAGGGGGAGUCGGAAGAUUGACUUUGGGACCUUCAAGAAGGCCUUGAGCGAGGUGGCGAAGAAGUGGAACAACAUGACCCAGGAGCAGGUGGAGGACAUCAUUUGCUUGGCGGCCGGUCCCCACUAUGAGACCUCCCAGGUGGACCCCGUGGCGGACGAGGCCCAUGGCCCGGCCAGGUUCUACUACGACAUGACUCUCUACACAGGCACUCACAAGUACGGGGGGCCCUCGAUGCACGGCAACGGCAUCGUGGACGGCGCGCCGUCGAACUUCCAGGAGCACGUGAACCGCGACCGCGAGGGCGAGGUGGCCGCCACCGCGGAGCGGCGCCGCCGCGCGCUGGCCGAGGCGGAGGAGAAUCAGCGCCUGGGCAAGAGCCGCUCUCCCGGCCCGCACCGUCGGGAGAGCAGAGCCCAGGUUCGGAGGCCCGUGUCGAGCCUCAAGGGCCCGGAGAGGUUCUUCUACGACAAGAACAGCUACACAGGUACCCACAAGCACGGUGGGCCUUCGGUGACGGGCAACGGCUUGCCCAAGCAGGGCUACGAGGAUCUUAGCGAGCUGGUUCGACGUGACCACGUGCAGGAUGAUGAGCUCCACCGGCACCGCCGGACCCAGGAGGAGCCGAUUGAGGAGGAGCGGCCAGACUAUGCGCCCAGGACGGAGUACGCGCCGAGGGCGGAGUACGUGCCGCCCAGGCCAGAGGACCUCCCGAUGCUCCUGGGCUCACCGCGGCGGCGCCGUCAGCAAGUGGAGGUGAAGGCUGCGAGCCCCAAGUAUACUGAGUACAAGGAGACGCCUUGGGUGAUGCCUGCGUCCCCUCCGGUGGCCCACAAGGUCAUGCGCACCGAGAGCGGCACCAUGACCAGCCUGGGCGGCAGCCUGGGCGGCACGUGGAUGCCCGCGAAGAUCCAGACGCAGCCCGUGAUGAGCCCGGUGCUGUCCCCUCAGGUGCAGCACCGCCCGAUUACGGUGCCCAGGACGGUCCAGAGCCCCGUGAGCCCUUCCUGGUACACCCAGCCCUUUGUGCAGCAGGCGCCGGUGAUGUGGCCGACCGCCAUGCGGUGA